This is a messenger RNA of Rotaria sp. Silwood2, 429 nucleotides long. The record is from the annotation of a GenBank genome assembly. NCBI's taxonomy places the organism in Eukaryota, Metazoa, Rotifera, Eurotatoria, Philodinida, Philodinidae.
AUGGGACCUCCAUAUAAUUUCGGUUACGUGUUCACUUUAACAUCAAUCCACUUUCUUGUCACAGCAUUGGAAAUGGAAGCCAUGGCUUUAGCUGGAAUGUUUAAUCGUAGUUGGCUGCCGUGGAGACCAUCGGCAAUAAUAAAUCAAGAAAAAAGUUUACAUGUUGUUGAUGAUUCACGUCAACCAAAUAGUAAUGAUCCAAAUUUUGAUCGAGCAUAUAAAGUUUGUCCAUUAUUAAAUAUUGUAAAAGAAAAUUUCAAAGAAAUUAUAAAAGAACCGGUGGCGAAACUGAAAGGUUUUAUGACACAUAACGAUUUGAUUACAAGUGAAAUUCAAAAAGCUGGAUAUUUAUGCUGGCGGAAUGGCCGAGGAACCAUCAAUCGUCGUGUCGCUGAGGUUGAUGGUAUUGAAAUAUGUUCAAUAAAUUGA